AUGCGACCUCCCUCCUUCCUGUCCUGUAGUUGGCCAGCCUUCUUGUUCCGUCGUAACACAAAGGCGUCGGUGUCGAAGCCGACUCAAGCCACACCUGCUCUGUUUACCCGAGCCACGUUCCUCCCCAAGCCAACGAUGCUGGAGCGUGUGAAGACCGCAGUCCCAGCAUCCUCAGGGAACUGUUUCAAGUGUGGCAAGCCUGGCCAUUUUUAUGCUACUAUCAAGGAAAUCAACCAUAACGACCCUGAGGCAGAAGAACAAUGGGAGGAAGCCGUGGAACUUCAAUGGGAUGCGUCCCUCGAGGAAAACGAUGAGGCCUAG
Molecule: messenger RNA, 321 nt
Organism: Pseudogymnoascus destructans
Lineage: Eukaryota; Fungi; Ascomycota; Leotiomycetes; Thelebolales; Thelebolaceae
Exons: 1
Coding region: 1-321 (106 amino acids)
Molecular function (GO): nucleic acid binding; zinc ion binding
Source: RefSeq, a predicted model, not a curated record